Messenger RNA from Myripristis murdjan (pinecone soldierfish), 3118 nucleotides. RefSeq names its product CTF18, chromosome transmission fidelity factor 18 homolog (S. cerevisiae) (gene chtf18). The record is from RefSeq and is a predicted model, not a curated record. Lineage: Eukaryota; Metazoa; Chordata; Actinopteri; Holocentriformes; Holocentridae. The transcript is spliced from 22 exons. The coding region runs from base 151 to 2913 and encodes 920 amino acids. Gene Ontology annotation, molecular function: ATP hydrolysis activity; ATP binding.
CGGAAGCAAUACUUCACAACAAAAAAAUUGCCGCGAACGGUGUUGUGUCAGAGCAGCUGCCGUCGUCGCGAAGGAAAGUUUUGUGAAAAAGUGUUGGAAGCUGUAUUUAAGGUCGCAUUAAAGUGAAGUGCCGUGUCUCUCCGAGCCGCCAUGGAUGAAUACGAGGAGCUGCUCGGCAUGGAGGACGACUUCGAGCAGCAGUUCGCCGACGAGCUGGAGGUGAUGGCUCAGAUGGACGACGAUUUUCGGAAGCGGGGUCCUCAGCGCCCACAAGAAGACAUUUCAGACAUAGAGCACCUGCUGGGUGACCAGCCCGUCACCCCGAAGGCAAAGCGCCAGAAACAGGAUGCUGGUGUGGUCAAGCGACUUUUUGACCCAUCGCAGACUCAGGAGGUCACAGCCCCGUCGCAGAGUGAUGACAUCACACCCCCGUCUUCCCCAGAGCAGUACGAACCCUCUCGGCCCUUCAGGUCGACCCAGGCAGUGCUGGACAUCAGUGGCUUUGCUGCUAUUCCAGAGUCACCCUGGCGACCUGCCCCGGCAACAGCAUCACUGCAGGUGCUAAAGCGCCCCCCUUUGGAGGGAGACUACAUCUCUGUGACAGACUCAUCAGGAAGUCGAGUGUAUCUCCGCCAAAAAGAAGACACAGGGCCAAAGGUAGUGGACCCAAGAACGGUGCGUAACUCCCAAGGUGGGCUGGGGCUGCUGGCCGUACCAGUCGAAGUGCUGAGAGAACAAGAGGCGGAGAAGCGCCAUCAGCAGGUUAUGGAGGAAUCUCAGCGCCUGACAGAGCUGUUGGCUAACGGUGUGGAUGAGGUGUUGGUUGAGCCGGACAGCCGGGAAGGGGAAGCUAACAAUAACGAUGAAGAGGAGGAGGGCCACAGAUCUCGGCUCUGGGUGGACAGAUAUUCUCCUCAGCACUACACUGAACUUCUCAGUGAUGAUUUUACCAACCGCUGUCUGCUGAAGUGGCUGAAGCUGUGGGACACUGUUGUGUUUGGGAGAGAGAGGAAGUCCCGCCCACCCCAGCCUGACAGACAGGCUGCUAACCAGAACUCAUCCAAACCUAAUCAAGCCAAUCAGAAUGCAAAUCGCUUCAAGAGCAAGAGUCAGCUGACUGAGGAGCUGCUGGAGGCUGAACUCGACCAGUAUAAACGACCCAAAUUCAAGGUGGCUUUGUUGUCAGGUCCUCCAGGUUUGGGCAAGACCACCCUGGCCCAUGUCAUAGCAAAGCAUGCUGGGUACAAUGUGGUGGAAAUCAAUGCCAGUGACGACCGCAGCGCCGAGGUGUUCCAGAAGCGCAUCGACACGGCAACCCAGAUGAAGUCGGUUUUAGCAGCCGAUCAGAGGCCCAACUGCCUCAUCAUUGACGAAAUCGACGGAGCUCCUGUGGCUGCCAUCAAUAUUCUGUUAGCAACUCUUAACAGGAAGGACGGACAGGGUGGAGAGGCAGGCACAGAAGCCAUGAAGAAAAAAAAGAAGAAGGAGUCCAUCCUGCUUCGGCCAAUCAUAUGCAUCUGUAACGACCUUUAUGUUCCAGCCCUCAGACCUCUGAGGCAGCAGGCCUUCCUGUUGGCUUUCCCCCAGACACAGCCCUCCCGCCUGGCACAGAGACUGGCAGAGAUCUCCCGGCGGCAGGGGAUGAAGGCAGACACGGGCACUCUGAUGGCGCUGUGUGAGAAGACCGACAACGACAUCCGGUCCUGCAUCAACACUCUACAGUUCCUUCAUGGUCGAGGCCAGCGGCAGGUGGAUGCGAAGAUGGUCCAGAGUGUGUCUGUGGGGCAGAAGGACCAGAACAAAGGCCUGUUCCACUUAUGGCAAGAAAUCUUCCAGUUGCCACGUAUGAAGCGGAAGCGUGUGGGUGAGGGGUUUGAAGAAGGAGCUGGGGCAGGAGGUGGAGCUCAGAGGUUUCAGAACAUCCUACACCUGGCUUCAUCCAGCGGAGAUUACGAAAAAGUUGCACAGGGUCUGUAUGAUAACUUUCUGUCCAUGCGGGUGAGGGACCCCAACCUGCACAGUGUGUGUGAGGCGCUGGACUGGCUGUCGUUCUCAGACAAGUUGAACCAAGUCAUGCUGCACGGGCAGAACUUUUCCCUGCUGCGAUACUCCCCCUUCCUGUCCGUCACAUUCCACUUCCUUUUCGCUCACACACACGUCCCCCGCAUCAACUACCCCCACAGCCAGCAUGAGGCCUCUUCACGUCUUCACAGCAGCAAGAACGCUUUGUCCACCAUGUUGGCUGACAUCCCAGCAUGCGUCAGAAGUCGGCUCAGUGAGCUCAGCCUGACCGUUGAUAUUCUCACGCUGCUCCUCGACAUCAUCUGUCCCAAACUGCGACCCGUGAACCCUCAGCUCUUCAGCAGCAGGGAGAAGCAGCAGAUGCGUGAGCUGAUCGACACCAUGCUCGCCUACAACCUCUCGUACAGGCAGGACCGCACGCCCGAGGGACAGUACACAUACGUAUUGGAGCCGCGUGUAGAGGAGGUGGUUAGGUUCCCGGGCCUGCCCCCCCGCCGCCAGCUGACAUACCAAGCCAAGCAAACCAUCAGCAGAGAGAUGGAGCAGGAGAAAAUGAGGAGAGCCGAGCAAUUGAUGCUGCUGCGAAACCCUGCCAAGGAGGAACCAAAGCAGAGUGCUCAACCCAAACCAGCUGGGAACCAUCUAAACCAUCAGCAGAGGCUGGAGAACAUCGUCAGGCAGACCACCGUGGAGACCAGGCCAGAGGUGGAUUUCUUUGGUCGUGCUGUUGCCCCCAAACCCCAGAGACCGCAGCCAACCUCAGACUCAGGUGAGAAGAGUACGGAGCUGGCCAUGGGAAAGGCAGUCGGCAACAGUGAUGUGUGGUUCCGGUUCAACGAGGGCAUGUCCAAUGCUGUCAGGCGAAAUGUCUACAUCAGAGAACUGCUUUAACCCCCAAACACACACACACACACACACACACACACACACCAAAAACUCAUUCUCAAAUCGAUUGUGUUCCUUCUGUGUAUGUUUGACUGGUCAGGUGUGUUUUAUGUAAUCAUCACAGUCCAUCCAUAAUCCAUCUCAUAAAUUCAAAACAGUCUUUAUUUUGAUUGACAGUGUAAAGAGCCAAUAAAAACGUUUUGUUUGAUAA